Molecule: messenger RNA, 2158 nt
Organism: Cololabis saira (Pacific saury)
Lineage: Eukaryota; Metazoa; Chordata; Actinopteri; Beloniformes; Belonidae
Product: zinc finger protein OZF-like
Exons: 2
Coding region: 57-1394 (445 amino acids)
Biological process (GO): regulation of transcription by RNA polymerase II
Molecular function (GO): DNA-binding transcription factor activity, RNA polymerase II-specific; RNA polymerase II cis-regulatory region sequence-specific DNA binding
Source: RefSeq, a predicted model, not a curated record
UUUCUACAGACACAGAAAGAGGAUUUUAGAUUGAACAGUUGCUCGAUUUUGGAAGAAUGGAAAUGGAGCAGAAACAGAACCCAGAUCCAGAGAAGGACCGGGACCAGAACCAGGACCGGGACCAGGACCGGGACCAGGACCGUUCAGAGUCCACCAGCACCAAAACGGUCUUCUCCUCUGCUGGUCUGCAGAACCAUAAAGGAAGACCUAAAAGACACUGCUGUGAUGAUUGCAAGCAAGUCUUCACCACUUCAUCAAACCUGAAGAAGCAUAAGAAAACUCACACUGGUGAGAAACCGUACAGAUGUGAUCAGUGUGGAGCGGCUUUUGCCCAGCAAGGUAACCUAAUGAGACACCAACGUAUUCACACUGGAGACAAGCCUUACAGAUGUGAUAAUUGUGGAGCGGCUUUUGCCCUUCAAGGUCAACUAAUGAGACGCCAACGUAUUCACACUGGAGAAAAGCCUUACAGCUGUGAUCAGUGUGGAGUGUCUUUUGCUCAGCAAAAUUAUCUAACGAGACACCAACGUAUUCACACUGGAAACAAGCCUUACAGCUGUGAUCAGUGUGGAUCGACUUUUGCCCAGCGAGGUCAUCUAACGAUUCACCAACGUAUUCACACUGGAAACAAGCCUUACACAUGUGAUCAGUGUGGAGCGGCUUUUGCCCGACAAGGUACUUUGACGAGUCACCAACGUAUUCACACUGGAGACAAGCCUUACAGAUGUGAUCAGUGUGGAGCAGCUUUUGCCCAGAAAAGUUCUCUAAUGAUACACCAACGUAUUCACACUGGAGAAAAGCCUUACAGAUGUGAUCAUUGUGGAGCGGCUUUUGCCAAUAAAAGUUCUCUAAUGACACACCAACGUAUUCACACUGGAGACAAGCCUUACAGAUGUGAUCAUUGUGGAGCGGCUUUUGCCCUUACAGGUUACCUAAAGCAACACCAACGUAUUCACACUGGAGAAAAGCCUUACAGCUGUGAUCAGUGUGGAGCGGCUUUUGCCCAACAAAGUCACCUAAAGCAGCACCAGCUUAUUCAUACUGGAGACAAGCCUUACCGCUGUGAUCAGUGUGGAGUGGCUUUUGCCCAGAAAAGUCACCUUACGCAACACCAACGUAUUCACACUGGAGACAAGCCAUACAGCUGUGAUCAGUGUGGAGUACGUUUUGCCACAUCAAGUUCUCUAACGAGUCACCUGCGUAUUCACACUGGAGAAAAGCCUUACAAAUGUGAUCAGUGUGGAGCAGCUUUUACCCAGAAAAAUUCUCUAACGAUUCACCAACGUAUUCACACUGGAGAAAAGCCUUAUAGAUGUGAUCAGUGUGGAGCAGCUUUUGCCCAGCAAGGUAACCUAGCGAAACACCAACGUAUUCACACUGGAGACAAGCCUUAGAGAUGUCAUCAGUGUGGAGUAUGUUUUGCCACAUCAAGUAAUCUAAGGAGUCACCAACGUAUUCACACUGGAUAAAAAGUGUACAUUUGUGAUCAUUGCUGAUUUUAAUUUAACAUUGGUUAAAUUCCAAUGCAAUAGCAGUUUAGUACCAAUGCAGCACACUUGUAAUGUCUGUGCAAAACCUGGUUCAGUUCCAAUGCAGUACCAUUUCAGUACCUGUCAGGGUUUGACAUUUCAUGUUGACAUUUCCUGUUUUAUUUUGAAGCCCAUGUCCUUGUGUUUAAGUUCUUGUCUGACCUUCCUGUUUCCCAUCUGCCCUGAUUGUCUGCACCUUUGUCUCGUUAACCUUUGUUUAUAUCUAGUCUUGUCUUUUCCCUGCUCCUUGCUGGUCCGUACUGUUUUGCCCUCCAUGUUUUUUCCAUCAGGUUUUGUCAUAGUUUUUGAUUCUUGUUCAGUUUGGUUUUUGUAUCCUGCUUAGCAGUGUUUUUGGUUCUGUUUUUAAGUUAAUAAAUCAGUUUUUGGGAACUCCUGCCUCCUGCUCUCCUGCAUCUGGGUCCUCACUACAACCUCUUGACAGUACCAGUGCAACCCCAGUUCAACACCAGUGCAAUACCAGUGCAACACCGGUUCAGUACCAUUGGAGUACCAUUGCAGUACCAGUUAUGUACCAGUGCAGUUUCAGUGCAAUACCAGUACAGUACCAGUGAAAUACCAAUGCAUUACCAGUUUAGGGAAUACCAGUGCAACACCAGUGAAAUAAUGUA